UAUUAUUAUAUAGGCUAAAUGUUAUAUAUAUUUUUUAAUUUCCAACUCUUCACUGCCUUGUGAAGUUGUGCUAGUCAAACGGGCCAGUUUGACAUAAGCAUCUGGCCUAUUUUUUUAUUAUUAUUAUUAUUAUUAUUUAUUUAUUCUUUUUUUAUUAUUACUUUGUAGAUCUAUGUCUUAGUUUGACUAUCAAAAACUAGGUUGACUAACCUAUGUUAAGAAGCCACAUAUUUAUACGGUUUGGUAUGGAAUCACUGAAUGAAGACGCUGAAACACCCAAGAUUGCUUUGAGAAUCUAAAACUAAGAAAAAAGAAAAACGACGUGAAAUAUUCACACUUUUCCUUAAUUUAGCGUAUAUCUGUUUAUAAAUACGACUUACUGUUAGUGUUCCAAUAGCAUAUAGUGUUGCAAAAUUAUGCAGCAAAAAGGCUUUCCGAAAUGGGCAGGUGUUUGGUCAUUUUACAGUUCUUCCAGUAGGUGACGCCCUCCGCUAACGUGGGAUGUGGCGCUCGAUGGGGAGGCACCAUUGAGUUGAACCUAACGAUCAUCAUUUCGUCAUCAUUUGUAACCAUAGAGCAUGAAUUACCUCUUGAAGUCAUCAGAGAGAAUUUACGACUGGUCAACAAAGGCACGUGAUGCCCUAACGCUCUCCCAUAUUUGGCCGCAUACAUGGCAAAAACGAAGUACAGUGCAUUGCUAUAAUUCAUUAUUACAUCAUAAAUUGUGCGGCGCUGGAUUUUAACGACCAAGAUCUACAAAUCAAGACAUUUUAAAACAUCCAAAUGAGCUCUUAUUUUCUAAACUCGUUCUCAGGGCGCUAUCCAAAUGGGUCUGACUAUCAGUUACUAAAUUAUGGUACUAACGGCGCUAUGAACGCUUCUUACAGGGACUCCACCAGCAUGCAUUCCGGGUCUUUCGGUUACAACUACAAUGGAAUAGACCUUAGUGUAAAUCGUCCCAACAAUGGCCAUUUCGGUGCAGUUGGAGAUAAUUCUCGCUCUUUCCAAAAUCCGGGUCAGGAGACCCGGUACAGACAGUCGAGCUGCUCGCUCUCGUCUCCAGAUCCCAUGUCUUGUGCCACCAGCGAGAGUCUGGAAUUGAAGGGUUCAUCUCCUCCAUCUGAUCAGAGCACACCAACCGGCAACAGCAGACUCACCAACAGCAACAAUCUCACCAGCAGCAAUAGCACACAUUUUGCGGACACAGACGAGACCAAUGUCUCGUCCGAGACCGAGGAAGGAGCACAGACCACCACCAACACACGUACGCAGAAGCAAGAAUCUGUGGCGACCUCGACUACAACACCUAACGACGGUCAAACUCCACAGAUAUUCCCAUGGAUGAGGAAGCUGCACAUUAGCCAUGAUAUGACUGGACCUGAUGGAAAACGGGCUCGAACAGCUUACACUCGCUACCAGACGCUCGAGCUGGAGAAAGAGUUCCAUUUCAAUAGAUACCUAACACGCAGGAGGAGAAUAGAGAUAGCUCACGCUCUCUGCCUCUCAGAGAGGCAAAUCAAAAUCUGGUUCCAAAAUCGCAGGAUGAAAUGGAAGAAGGACAAUAAACUGAAAAGCAUGAGUCUCGCUACGGCGGGGAGCGCAUUUCAAAAUUGAGCAUUUCACGUCACAUUAAUUGGAAAAUUCGACUACUGUUACAGCGCUGCACCUUUCAGCUUGUUGAUAUCACCUGACGACGUGUGAUUUCCCCCGUGUAACUCAAAAUUGUCAGCUCUUGAAUAUUGUUAUCACAUAUGCUAAACUAGUUACAGUUGCCAUAAAAUGAGUGUGAAUGUCAAGUGUGUCAAGUUUAUACAUUCGUGGAGGAAAGCAUGUUCCAUGUGAGCUAUUCGUGCAACGUAUUCUAGACCUGUUACAAGAAUUAUGUACAGUACAACUCGCACUACCUAACUAUCUUAAGUGAUAGUGUAAAAAAAGAGAAACUUUUGUUGUAUCCUUGAACUUGUAUUGAAACGUCAUGUAUUAUUCACGCAACAUGCUAUAUUCUUGUUAUGUGCCGGGCUUUUUGAUUUCUCGUAGAUGAUACCUGCAUCGCGAGAAAAAUAAUCUUUUCGCACUUACAUUUGUGUACUUAGGCUGCAGCACAAGAUUACUUUGGGCUCGUAAGAUGUCCAAUGAAGAAUGUCUUUAUACAGUAGUGACCAAUAUGUUAUUUGUAGUGCACAACGUGAGUUAUGAACGUUAUGUGUUAAAAGUUGGAGAAAAAAUGUUUUGUCAUUGACAUGUUGAUGGUAUCUCUGCCAUUUUUUUUGUAUUUGUGUCUAAACUGAAAAUGAGUUGAUCCAAAAAGAAAAAUAAAGUUUUCUCUCAGUCAUA
Molecule: messenger RNA, 2334 nt
Organism: Ctenopharyngodon idella (grass carp)
Lineage: Eukaryota; Metazoa; Chordata; Actinopteri; Cypriniformes; Xenocyprididae
Gene: hoxb5b
Product: homeobox B5b
Exons: 2
Coding region: 784-1614 (276 amino acids)
Biological process (GO): anterior/posterior pattern specification; regulation of transcription by RNA polymerase II
Cellular component (GO): nucleus
Molecular function (GO): DNA-binding transcription factor activity, RNA polymerase II-specific; RNA polymerase II cis-regulatory region sequence-specific DNA binding
Source: RefSeq, a predicted model, not a curated record